AUGGCUCUUCAAGAUGCCGGGAGAGCUGGCUGUACGUUUUGCAAGACGAUUUGGGCACAUCAUUGCCACUUCUGGUCUCGAAAAUCUUACAGCGACGUAUUCUCCGCCAAUUUUUUUGCAUGUCAUGAAUGGGAUACAUGUGCGUGCAGGAUAUAUAAAGGGCCGCUGCACUUUGUUAUCCACAAAUUCAUCAACGAGUGGCCAUCUAACAGCCCUCGAUUAUUAAUUCUAGGUAUGGCUAAUUCUGAAAAGUCAGAAAUCCCGGAUUUGAUAUACAGUCGUAGUCGAGUCAUUGCAGAGUUUGAAAUACGUAUUGCAAAGAGUGCAGAGAUCCCAGAGGAGGACACACAUCUCAUUGAAUGUCUCGUUCGGAACGCAUUGCCGUUUGAUCUGGGCUCUAAGCGGUGUCUCUCACUGGCGGCCAAAUGGCUAAGAAAUUGCCACAAGAAACAUAUGCAGUGUGAUAUGCUUGAAGACAGACCACCGUUCUUUCCCACACGCGUUAUUGACGUCGGCAAACCAAACAGAAGGCCUCAUUUGCAUGUUAGUAGGAUUGGCGAAACUGCGAAGUGGAUGGCUUUGAGCUAUUGCUGGGGCGGGGACUCCAGAUUUACUCUCAACUCCUCAUCUUUUGAUGACCUCCGCAGCGGAUGGUCUCUAGCAGGUUUCCCAGCUACCCUACGGGACGCUGUUCUUGUGACAAGAGCCCUGGGGAUUCGUUACUUAUGGGUCGACUCCCUGUGUAUCUUUCAAGAUGAUCCUAGUGACUGGGAGGCCGAGGCUUCAAAAAUGAGCAGCGUUUAUAAGCAUGCGGCUGUCACCAUUGCCGCUACGAGCGCAAGAACAGCUGAGGACGGAUUUCUAGACAAAAGGGCACCGUACUUUAGCAGUCAUUUUCCUUGGCGUCGACAAUGCCACCAAGGUAGCGGUAGCGUCCAGCACGUGUCUCGAGUUGAUCCUGUUGUCUUUCAGAGUCAUAGGCAAUUUUAUCACCAGGAGCCGUUACGGCAUUCGCGCUGGGCCACCAGAGGCUGGACACUUCAAGAGGAGCUACUGUCGAAAAGACUUUUGUAUUACACAGAGGAAGAGAUGAUUUGGAGAUGCUACGCCGGGAAGGCUAGAGAACCAGCACAGAAAGUUAACGAUGGAGAAGACGUGUAUCCAGAACCCCUGUGGUUUACACUAGAUGAGCCAGAUGGCAACUACGCACCACAACCGGCUUACGAAAGCUGGAUUCGGCUACUAGAAGAUUAUGCAGCACGGAGUCUCUCGUUUGAUAAGGAUCGCUUGCCGGCGAUUGGGGCAUUGGCAGAGUCGUUCCAUGCUCACAUGAAAGAACAGUACUGUGCGGGUUUGUGGAGGGGUGACAUCUUAUUUGGCUUGCUAUGGAGCAUUCAACGUUGUCACGGGACAGAAAUCUCUGCUCCGACUAGUGUUUCUUCGAAAGAACGCCGGCCGUCGUGGAGCUGGGUAGGAGCCGACGGUUGUGCCAAAUUGAAAUGGCCCACUCCAGAUUUUCGUUACUGUAUGACAUAUCUUGCAAUAGUUGCCCAUUGCCAGAUUUACCGCAAGUCUCACGACAUCUUUGGCCGUAUAGAAGGCGCAGAGCUUGUUUUGAAUGCACCAUAUCGGCAUGUCUGUCUUAGACCCGGCAGCUAUUCGAAGUCCCGAUGGAAUCCCGUGAGUUUGGCGCAGAGAAUGCUAACGCAACUUGGUCCGUUAGCAAGUACGAAGGAGCUAGCACAGAUCGCCCUUGGAAGACCUGAAUACCUUGAAUCAACGGAAACCAGCGGCUCUGUCACCGUUCUGAGCAGCAGCACGGAGUUCACACUGAUCCAGAUUGCAAAGGCGGACCAUUGGUACACGCCUACGCUCUAUCUUCUCAUUUUACAGCCACUUACGAGACAAGUCGCCCAGAGCGAAGAGAUGCGUCGUUAUCGUAGAGCUGGACUGCUGCGGCUUUGCUCUAAAAGAGGUGGUCUUCAAUCUGAUGACUUCCGUGCCGCUGAAUCUGUCGAGGGAACAUUGACAGAACGCUUGGAGGAUGCUGCAUAUUGGGAAGUUAUCCGAGAAGAAUGGCCAGUUGGGUCCUUUCUAAUUGAGUGA
Molecule: messenger RNA, 2106 nt
Organism: Aspergillus piperis CBS 112811
Lineage: Eukaryota; Fungi; Ascomycota; Eurotiomycetes; Eurotiales; Aspergillaceae
Product: HET domain-containing protein
Exons: 2
Coding region: 1-2106 (701 amino acids)
Source: RefSeq, a predicted model, not a curated record